This is a messenger RNA of Scleropages formosus (Asian bonytongue), 1171 nucleotides long. RefSeq names its product CDC42 small effector protein 1-like. Gene Ontology annotation, biological process: regulation of Rho protein signal transduction. NCBI's taxonomy places the organism in Eukaryota, Metazoa, Chordata, Actinopteri, Osteoglossiformes, Osteoglossidae. The transcript is spliced from 4 exons. The coding region runs from base 153 to 383 and encodes 76 amino acids. Gene Ontology annotation, cellular component: plasma membrane. Gene Ontology annotation, molecular function: small GTPase binding. The record is from RefSeq and is a predicted model, not a curated record.
UUUUUUUCUUCCCCCCACCCUCAUUUUAUUUUUUUUGAAUGGAUUUUAUUUAGAUGAACUUUCAGGAUUUUUGAAGAAUAGUUGGCUUGGUUUUUGCCACACCUUUGACUGCCAGUAGGGCAGCUGGAGGGAGCAGGGGAUUAAAUCUGCAGAUGCCCGGGAUGAGCGAAUUCUGGCACAAGAUGGGCUGCUGCGUUGUGGCCAAGCCCCCACCGAAAAAGAAGAGGAGAAAGAUUGACCGCAGCAUGAUCGGGGAGCCCAUGAACUUUGUCCACUUGACACACGUCGGCUCGGGAGAAAUGGCUGGGGGGAUGCCUCCGCUGGGGUCCAUGCAGCAUAUGAGGUCGAAAGGUCACGGCUCAAGCGCCCGCAAUGGUGUGUAAGAGCAGCACAGCUGACCAAUCUGGGGACUCUCGUUUAAUUCUUCUGAAAUGCCACGGCAAGUUAGCAGAGCUCCACAGCACCUUCCCAGUCUCCCCCCUCAGACGCGUGCCCCCCCGGUGCUCCUUCGGCUCUCCUCAGCGGCCCAACCUGCCGCAGCCGCAACACAGGAGCGACUGCGGACAGCCCCGGACUUUGAACAAAGCCUCAGGUCCUCAUUAAGUGACGGAUAUUUAAUGCUUUCCUUUUAAUCUUCUCAACAUAUUAAACCGUUUUUGUCACAGUCCAACAAGGAUGCGGUCAGCGCUGUACAGUCUUCCAUGAAUGAGGAGGCUCUUUCUAUGGUUCACACAACUGAUUAUGUGCAAGGCACUGGAGAACUUUGGGAUGUUUUAAGUUGAUGGUUUUUACCUUAUUUAAUUUUAUCAGCACGCGCACAAAGUUUGUGUAUUGCCCUCCUUUUGGAUUGCUGUGCUUUGAGAAAUUUUCAAUAUGUUGGCUGUCGUGAAGCUGACGAGCCUUAUGUCGGUUCUUAAUUGGAGAAAUGUUGAGGUUAUUCCAAACAGCAGUCCAAAAUUGCAUGCGUGCGUACGCAGGGUUUUUUAUUUAUUUUUUUUGUCCGAGUAAAACCAUUAAAUCCAAGUGAUGUUUCAAGGAAUAGGAUCCAUACUGCAAUACACCAAUGCGCUAAGUCAGAGCUCUGGUGCUUUACGUAGCCAGCUCACGAGGGCGUUCACAGUGUACACUGGCUCUUCUCAUUAAACACUGGAAUCGGCUUCCUCGCUGCCAA